ACCAUCUCCUCCCCCUCCUCUUUCCCCUCUUCCCAAUGCCAGCGUCUAAGGCAACCUCCGAUAUCUCAUCUGAUGGCGACGAAAUGUAUUCGGCUGCUCGCGAAUCGGUAGACCAAGACGUCUCUAACGAAGUGCAAGACUCAUCCACUAAUGGCAAGUUCUCUCAUCACAAAGCUCAGAAUUCCAUACAUAGCCAAGAAUCAGAUAGCACCAUCAAGUCAUCACAUUCCUCCUUGGGCCGAAGAAGUUCACACCGAAAAAGCUCUGGAAAUGUUAACGCUCUGGUACAAGAUGCUAUUCAAAGACGAACUUCUCUGAAAGGUACUCCUAUCAAUGAAGCUGAUCUAAAUGAAGUAUCAUUAGAUAGCGAUGCUACAUCUACUCCGUCUGCUGCUGGCGGCCGACGUAGACGUAUGACUGUCUCUAACCGGGAUGCUCCAUCCGGUAUGCGACAGGUGCCACUUCCUACACCGCCUAAAGACAUUAUCAAUGGCCUCAAUGUUCUGCCACAUGAAAGCGAAGAUACUUUAUCCAGUGAAUCAGGGCACCAGCAGGCAAAUCAAGGCCAUGAAACUACCACCCGUCCAGCACGCUCACAGACGGUUGGUUCAAAUUAUGAUCUCCUUCUCGCACGGUUGGAGGUUCAAAAUAACGAAAUCACCAGUGAUCCCAAAAGAGAGGAGUAUGAGGAACAACAAAUUGAGGAAAUCAGAGGCAGUUUUGAGCGUGUAUACAAUGAAGCUGUUAGCAAAGGAGAAGAAGAAGAUAUUGAUUGGGAAUUUUGGAGUACGGUGAUCAGUGAUUUUAACACUGUCGCCAAAACACACCCAAAAGAGUUGUCCAAAAAUAUUCAGCAGGGCAUUCCACCGGCUCUCCGCGGCAUGAUAUGGCAACUAUUCUCGAAAUCCAAAGAUCCAGAGCUGGAAGAGCAAUAUAUGAGGCUAUUGAAAGAAGACUCUGUUUAUGAAAAGGCUAUUUUGAGAGAUCUCCCCAGAACUUUCCCUAAGCAUGACUAUUUUGAAAAGGACGGCCCCGGCCAACAAGCCCUCUUCAAUGUUGUGAAAGCUUAUUCAUUGUACGAUACCGACGUUGGCUACUGCCAAGGCCUUGCUUUCAUAGUUGGCCCACUUUUGCUGAACAUGCCUGAGGAAGAAGCUUUCUGUGUUCUUGUACGCCUGAUGAAGCAUUACAAUUUAAGAGGCAACUUUACACAUCAAAUGGAAGCCAUCAACCAACGAUUAUACCAAUUUGAAGGGUUACUGAAAGAGCAUAUCCCUCAUUUGCACCGGCAUUUGGAGGCACAGGGCAUUCGAGCUAGCAUGUACGCCACCCAAUGGUUUAUGACCAUGUUCGCUUACAAGGUCCCAUUCAAUCUUGUAUACCGUAUUUACGACAUUGUGCUAGCUGAAGGCACCGAAGCUCUCUUCCGGUUCUCACUAGCCCUCAUGGAAAGAAAUCAAGCAAUCAUAUUAAGUUUGGAUUUCGACGGGCUGCUUCAUUUCUUAAAAAACGAAAUGAUGGAUACUUAUAAGGAGGACUCUAGGGGCUUUGUACGAGAUGCCUAUGGCAUUAAAAUUACACCAAAAAAAUUGGAUCGACUGGCAAAACAAUACACCUCUGAAGCGGCUCGGGCUAGUGGCGAAGCUGAAGUACUGGACACUCUUCGAAAGCAGAACAAGCAAUUGAAGGAUUCUGUCAAGCGACUCGAAAACUCAGUGAACCAACUUAACACCGAACACAUUACUGUAGCCAAUCGACUGAUUGAGUCCAAGUUAGAGAUGGCAAGACUCAACGACGAGAACGACGCACUUCAUCAACAAUCUAAUGAACUGAAGCGAGCGCUUGAUACCCUUCCUGCCGAGGUAGAAGCACGAGUCAAGGAAGAAAUGGAAAUUUUGUGUACGAAGAAUGCCGCUCUCGUAGAACGAAAUAGCGCCUUGGAAGAACAACUGAGCUAUAUGGAAUCCAUGAUCAUUGAUAUCAAGAUGAAGUUCGCUGAAAGCGAGAAUGAGCGUGACACUCUUCGUCGAAAAUUGGGAGAUAUGAAGAGAUUGAUGGGCGCGUAAGCCUAUAAGAAACUUAUUGUUCCAACUUUGACCCAUAAAAUCAAUUGUGAAGCAAUUACCUUGGCUUCAUAACCUCUUUUGCCUCGAUUGGUAGUCGGAAUGUCGUAAAUGGAGGCGCUGUGAGAGCCGAUGCAACGGAAGAUGCCCGACUCCACCGAGUCAAACCAAAAAAAAUA
Molecule: messenger RNA, 2242 nt
Organism: Umbelopsis ramanniana AG
Lineage: Eukaryota; Fungi; Mucoromycota; Umbelopsidomycetes; Umbelopsidales; Umbelopsidaceae
Exons: 5
Coding region: 36-2066 (676 amino acids)
Source: RefSeq, a predicted model, not a curated record